CAAACCAAAAGGCCAUUAAAAAUACUACAUUAGAUGGUGAUACUCAAAAUGAUGUUGAAUCAAUUUCACUGAAGGAUUUGAGUGAAUAUAUUACAGAAUUAAUUGAAAAUCUUGAGCCUGGUACCAGACUUUUUCUUAUAGCACAAGUUGAAAUUACCAAUAUCUCUAUUUCGGAUGAUCAAAGUUUUAAAAUGAUAGCAAAUAUGAUCGCUCAUAAUAUUGAAGAAAGCGAUAGUUAUACUUGGAC
This is a messenger RNA of Racocetra persica, 247 nucleotides long. Lineage: Eukaryota; Fungi; Glomeromycota; Glomeromycetes; Diversisporales; Gigasporaceae. The record is from the annotation of a GenBank genome assembly.